AUGCUUCUUACUAAGACUGGGUUACGUUUCUUUUCAUAUGGUUAAUAUAUCAAAGCUAAUGUUGUCAACGGGAUUUCUGAAAGCCCAAUCCAAGUGACCAAUUUCAAACUGCCAUGGGGCAAACUAUGCCAGAGAGAUGAUCAAGACAAAGAGAUCCACUCUCCAUAUAGUGAUGUCUAAAUCAGUCCAAAAGCUUAGCGCCAAUUUUUUUGCGGUGGAAGAAAGAGCAUCCCUUUUGGCACUGAAGGAUCGUUUGACAUCCAGGAAGGCGACAACUUAGUUGGCACGUUCUACUUUGACUGCCCAUUCAGCAUUUUCGGGACAAACAAGCAACAGUGGACCCAGCAUCAAAAUAACUAUGUGGUUCAGAUCAAUCCGCAAUCGCCAAAGUCGCGUGGAGCUUUGGGAUUGGUGACAAUUUCACCCCCAAAAAAUAUCUUUGCCUUCCUUUGGCCAAACUCAUUGACCUUAUUGAUUGUUUGUAUGACACUCAUAGCCAACACCUACUAGAAGCCUCUAGUAUCACUAACCUCCACAGUCUAGGAUAAUACUGCUAGAAUCUUUAUGAUUUAAUGGGAAGCCACUCCUCUUUUUAGUGUAUUGUCCCCAUGGGUCGGUGUUUAUAGGAUCAUAAGUCCAGACACAGCUCCUAUAAUGGUCUUUGAAACUCAAGGUUAACGUCAAGGUUAUUUCAUGGUGACUCUACCUGAUGUUGACUUCUAUGAGGCCAGGUAUUUCCAGAGAUACAACAAUAAGGACAUCCUUAUAACGACUGGAGACUUGAUUCAAGUUGAGAAUAAUGAGGCCAUCAUAACCUUGAGCGCUUCAUUUAAAGACGAAAAGGGAGAUGAAGUCCCCAUUGUGAAAAUUGAUUGGGUCUCAAAUGUAACAUAAGACAACGAUUAAAUCUUCCUUUACAGACUUGGUUAAAGGGACCCAGUGUGGUAAUUCAGUGUUGAGAAAUAAGGGGCAGGUGCUACUUAGUAUACGGUUUCUAAAGGAUAAAUUGGAUACUACUACGCUCAAUAUUCUCAAAGAGGAAUAGACUCCUUUAAGAUGAGUAAUAUUAUUCAAGUUAAGGAAUCCUCACCUAAUUUCAUUACCAUUGAGGGUUAAACUGUCUCAGGGAAGUGCAAGAUUACCUGGAGUACUGACUUUUAAACCAACCAGGAUACAAUCUAGGUAAAACUUGGCAGGAUAAAUGAACUUGCUGACAUUAACAAACUUAAAUACCUUGUGGAGACCUAGGAUCAAUCUUAGCAGUCUGUAUUCAACCACAGGUAUGAAAAUGAAGCAGGCACUUAUAUGGCUUACCUUUACAGGAACUAAUAACUCAUCGCAGUCUCAAACUUGGUUCGAGUAAGGUAACCAGAGGUGAAUUGCCCAGCUAAGAAAGGAGAUACUAUGUCGAACAUAAAAAACAUUGUUAUUUUGAUUCCUGAAAAUCAUUCAUUUCUGAGUUACUGGGGAGAUUAUUGUGAAGCUCCACCAGGUAGCAACCCCACUUGUAACGAUGGCCCCAAGUGUUGCGAGACCUAUCCCAAAAUUGUCGAUGGAGCAGGUCCUAUUAUGAUGGACGAUGACUAGGAAGUAGACAGGAAUCAUUUGCAGAUAUGCCAAAUCUGCAGGAUAAAUGGAGGAAAAAUGGACAAGUUCAUCAAGGGUUGCCAUUAUCCGAUGAAGCCCUUCAAUACACCUUGUAGUUCAGAGAAUAACUUUGCCAUAGCAACCAAAGAAAUUAUGAAAACAUAUCAUCAAAUGGCCAGAGAUUACGCCAUAUCUGAUCGAUACUUCUAAGCCUCAGCUGGAUAAUCAAGCUAAAAUGACAUGUAUUUUGCAAGAGCUGCAUAUGUUUUCAAGAAUAAUGAUUGGGUUCCUAAUGCAAAGAAAGGGUCACGCUGUUUAUCUCGCGAUAUUCCUACCUAGUAACCUGAAAAAAAGACUCUAUUUGAUCCAACUAUUGCCUCACUUCUUGAUGCAUGCGACUAAUCACUUGCAUUUUAUGCUGAAGGGUACGAUGCAUCUAGCACAGAUUCAAUAAUACCAGAAAUAGUUUGCUUCCCCAAGCACUAUGACAAUUCUGAUGUCCCCUUCCAAUAUUAUGCUCCCCUGGCUGAUAACCCAAACUUCAAUAGAGAUUAUAACCGAUUCUGGAGAGAUGUGCAUCAUAGAACUCUACCUCAAGUCAGCUUUAUCAAGGCACUAGGUAUGAGGACAGGCCAUCCUGGAACUGCAAUACUUGGAGGUACACUUACUUAAUGCCAAGACUUUGCUCAAGAUAUUCUGGACAUAAUCUAAGCAUCUCCCACUUAUCGCAAUCAAACUCUCUUUGUAAUUGCUGAAGAUGAAUCAGGUGGUUUCUAUGAUCAUAUCUCUCCUCCACCGACAAGUCCUACCGACAAUAUUCCUUAUGGUGCCAGAAUUUCAAAUUUGUUUUUGGGGCACUUCGCUAAGAAAAAUUACAUCUCUCAUGAUUUAAUUGAACAUUCAUCACUCAUAAAGUUCAUUGAGUGGAAUUGGCUCAACGGUGAAACUGGAUAGCUAAAUACCAGAGACUCUGAUAGCCAAGUUAAUAACAUUGGGGAUUUGCUAGAUAUAAGCAAGACAGGGACAAACCCACCCUGA
Stylonychia lemnae is the source of this 2625-nucleotide messenger RNA. The record is from the annotation of a GenBank genome assembly. Lineage: Eukaryota; Ciliophora; Spirotrichea; Sporadotrichida; Oxytrichidae.